Molecule: messenger RNA, 1681 nt
Organism: Exophiala oligosperma
Lineage: Eukaryota; Fungi; Ascomycota; Eurotiomycetes; Chaetothyriales; Herpotrichiellaceae
Exons: 1
Coding region: 20-1183 (387 amino acids)
Molecular function (GO): hydrolase activity, acting on ester bonds
Source: RefSeq, a predicted model, not a curated record
CUCAGCUAUUUCUAUAGUCAUGGGUGACGAUCGGGACAAGCAUGACUCGAUCUGGCAGGUUGGAGUCUUUGACUCUCAUUGUCAUCCAACAGACAUCAUGGCCUCGGUCAAGGACAUCGUCCGCAUGAAAGCGAGAGUCCUGACGAUCAUGGCCACGAGAUCUCAAGAUCAGGAAAUGGUUGAAAGAACUGCAAGGCUGUAUCCUCUGGGCUCUCCGCAUGAGCUUUCCGAUGUACAAUCACGCACACGUGUCGUGCCGGCUUUUGGAUGGCAUCCUUGGUUUUCUCACCAGAUGUAUGAUGACCGGAGCACACACGAUCAGCCCGACCCUGGGGACCACUACAAAUCCGUCCUCGUACCUGCUCCCGAAGAUGAAAAGUUCUUGGAAGCUCUUCCAACCCCGUUUUCUCUCCGAGAGUUUCUACAGCUGACUGAAGCACGGCUGAAGGAGUUCCCGUAUGCUUUGGUUGGAGAGGUAGGCUUGGAUCGGUCUUUUCGGGUGCCUGAAGGUCCAAGCGCCAUGACCGGUGACACGACACAGAAAACGGGUGGUUCAGAGGAGGACUACACUCCUGGCUCGCGCGAGGGCAGACCUCUGACUCCGUAUCGGGUCAACCUGGAGCACCAGAAGACGAUCCUGAGGGCCCAGUUCGACCUUGCUGCGAAGAUGGGUCGCCCGGUGUCUGUACAUAGCGUUCAAGCGCAUGGCCUGAUCUUUGAACUGAUGCAGAGCUUGUGGAAAGGCCGCGAGAAGCCCUCGAAGCGCGAAAGGAGGAAACAAACGGAUGCUCCUGGCGCCGCAACAUCCAAGGACGCCGAAGAGAGUGGCGGCGCUGCUACACUCUCAAAACUCCCUUACCCCCCACGAAUCUGCAUGCACUCCUACUCUGGCCCUCCUGAUACUCUCAAGCAAUUUCUCAAUCCUGCUGUACCGGCGGACAUUUACUUUUCCUUUUCCUCCGGCAUCAACUUCUUAAAGUCCUCUUCCGCGAAGGUUGUCAAGGUCAUUGAGGAAGUACCCGAAGAUCGAAUACUUGUGGAGAGCGACCUACAUUGCGCUGGUGAGUUGAUGGAUAGUUUACUGGCGGACAUAGUGGGGAAGAUAUGUGAGAUCAAGGGAUGGUCUCUGGAGGAUGGUGCUCGGAUACUGAGAAGGAAUUAUAUCAAGUUUGUCUUCGGUUGAAACGGAAAUGGAAUGGGUCAAUGCUGAUCCUCAAUGGUUGGAAGCAGACUUGUCUUGAAUGUGAGUGAAGGGCGGACUGAUGCCAGAUGAAACUUGCCCGGCAUACUGUGCCUCCGUUUUCAAGUCACGGUACGAAGUGGUCUCGACGCCAUAGAACAACGUCGUGGUUGAUGUUCUCCCCAGGCUCAGCACUCCUGGGCUGAUGGACAUCCCUGCGUGGAUCAGUGCAACACCCGGAUCGAUGGAUCCAGAGGUAACGAGCAUCGUCUUUUAAUCCGUCUUAACGAGAGACCGCUGAGGUCGAUUUGGCGAUGGUUUGGAGUUCUGCAAAGAUUCGCUCAACCCAAAAUGCGGGCCGAUUGUUGGCAGAGAUAGAGGAGACUGGGACCAUCGCUGAAUUGUCAUUGCACAAGAAAUAGUAAAAACCAGCGUCGACAUCAGAUUGACAGCGAUUGGCAGUACCAAAUUGUCCUCUUGUAGGAAUCAAGCUAUAUAUCU